GGCGUCGAAUUUCACAUUGGACAGCAAAUAAGGUUUUGUUGCUUUUUAGCCCUCACUGCGAAUCCGAAGAACUCACUCCACCACCACCGUCGUCUCUUCUCUUCCAUCAAACCCAUUUCUUGGAAUUCCUUCAGUCUUGGUACAUGCAUAAUAGGUCCUCCAAAAAGAUUGGAACGCCACUGGUCUCAGAGAGUGGAAUUCCAUGGGAUUAUCUGAUUGCUCUUCUGUGGGCAGCUCUACAAUCUCAGCUUCUUCGCACGACAUGAAUUUAAGGCUGAAUUUAAAGGCCACGGAACUCAGGCUCGGGCUUCCCGGAUCUCGAUCACCUGAAAGGAACCCUGAACUAAGCUUAUUGAGCUCAUCAAAAAUAGAUGAGAAUUCGCAUUUUCCUUUGUUCUCGCCCAAAUCUGUUGUUUCCCGAAACAAAAGAGGGUUUGCUUUCUCUGAGGGAACACUUGGGUCAAACACUGAGGCGCAUAUUAUCCAAUCUUCCAUGGCUGCUUCAGUUCAAGAAAGCCAUUGUGAGGCUAACGACACCAAACAAAACCACUCGAAUGCUGCAAAUAACAGCAACACCCCCCCAACUAAGGCACAGGUUGUGGGUUGGCCGCCUUUAAGAUCAUCAUUCAGAAAGAACUCAAUGGCUACGAUUACUUCAAAGAAAGUAGAGGGAAAAUCAGGGGCCAGUGCCCUUUUCGUGAAGGUCAGCAUGGAUGGUGCACCGUAUCUAAGGAAAGUUGACUUGAGAGCUUAUUCCGUAUAUCAGGAAUUGUCUUGUGCACUCGAGAAAAUGUUCAGCUGUUUCACAAUAGGUGAGUAUGGAUCUCAUGGGAACGAAAAGUUGAGUGAGACGAAACUGAAGGACUUGUUGCAUGGAUCAGAAUAUGUGCUUACGUAUGAGGACAAAGAUGGUGACUGGAUGCUUGUUGGGGAUGUCCCGUGGGAGAUGUUCAUAGGCACCUGCAAAAGGCUACGGAUCAUGAAGAGCUGUGAUGCCAUUGGUCUAGCGCCAAGGGCCGUGGAACAAAGUUGUAACAGGAAGUAGUGAAGUCUUUUGCAAUUAAUCGUUGGACAUGUAAAGGCCAAGUGGUUCCGUUAAUUGAAAUUUAUCGUUUUCGGUUGAUAUGUUUUUCUUUUCUGAGUAUUUUGUUGUUUAUAUGGUUGGUCAUUCAGUGGUUGUUAAUGUUAAAAACAUUUGAAAA
Molecule: messenger RNA, 1202 nt
Organism: Cynara cardunculus var. scolymus (artichoke)
Lineage: Eukaryota; Viridiplantae; Streptophyta; Magnoliopsida; Asterales; Asteraceae
Product: auxin-responsive protein IAA8-like
Exons: 7
Coding region: 203-1045 (280 amino acids)
Biological process (GO): regulation of DNA-templated transcription
Cellular component (GO): nucleus
Molecular function (GO): protein binding
Source: RefSeq, a predicted model, not a curated record